AGUGCUGUGUCGCCCUAGUCAGAACGAAAAAAAGGCCUCCACCCAAUUUGUGAGCCUUGCAAUGGGGCAGUGCUGCAGCAGCAAUGAGGGCCACCAGGCCAUGCGGCUUUUGGCCGACAGUGCUAAGGUCACUGGGGCCAAGAAGGCGUGCUUGGUCGGGAUCAACUACAGGAACACGCGCGCGGAGUUGCGUGGAUGCAUCAAUGAUGUCAACAACAUGCAGAAGGUCUUAGUGGAGCAGUAUGGCUUCAAGGUUGAGGACAUCUUGAUGAUCAACGAGGAUCAGGACAAGAGCAAGUGGCCCUACAAGAAGGUCAUUUUGGGUGGCAUGGAGUGGCUGUACAAGGGUGCCAAGCCGGGCGAUCUGCUGGUCUUCCACUACAGCGGUCAUGGAUCUCAGUUUCAAGCAGACAAGAAGACCAUGCCAUCAGACGUGAUCUGCCCUUUGGAGUGUGUGGGCGAUGAGCCGUGGCCGGGAUCCGUGAUUAUGGAUACGGAGAUCCAUCAGAAGCUCUACGACCCCUUGCCGUUGGGCUGUAAGUCCGUGUGCUUGUUCGACUGCUGCCAUUCGGCCACCGUGGCGAAUCUGGGCGAGACCAUGGUGGUGAAGGAGGGUCCUUUGACCGCGGCCGCCAAAGACGCUUUGGUGAAGAGGUGCCAAGCGCAGAAGGAUGCGGUCCAGACGCAGGUGCGCUUCUACCAAGAGGUGAACCAGGGCAAGCUGGACUUGAAGAAGCACAGUCAGGACGAGCUGGUGAAGCUCUUCGAGAAGCAUUCCUUCCCCAAGAAGACGGGAAGUGGGGACGAUGGCUCAGGCUACAGCUACUUGUUGAACCAGAAGAUUGUGGCUUUCUGCACUGAAUCAGUCCAGAAGGUCGAGGCCCUCUUGGCGGAGAAGGAGGAGGACCUGAAGCACGCGCAGAGUUUGAAGGUCGGCGACGGAGCCAAGAUCUACAUUGGCAAUUUGGAGCAGGACUUAGAGGAUGACUAUGAGAAGCAUCAGAAGAAGAAGACUCUCACAAGCCGUGAGAUUCGUAUCCGCUACCUGCCACAGCCAAAGAUGGAGGAACCCAGCCGCGAGGUCAAGCCCUUGACCGCUGGUUUGAAGGGUCCUUUGAAGACCGAGAAGUACAAGGAUCACCAGCUCUGGGUCUUCUCGGGCUGCCAAGAUGACCAAACCAGUGCGGAUGCACACGUGGAAGGCAUCUACCAAGGCGCCUUUACCUGGGCGCUGCUGAAAGCAUUGAAGGAGGACAGCUGGAAGGAGAGCUACCGGAACUUGUUGAUCCAGCUCAAGGCGAACCUGGAAAUGGGCCGCUACCGCCAGGUGCCUGCGCUCUCCACCACCCACGAGCUGUACUUGGACUACGGCUUCUGCGGCAAGAUGAAGAGUGAUGGCUGCGUGAUUGAGGGCAUCACAGCAUAGGGGGCAAAAAGAUUGAUCAUAGCACCAUAGAGAACUUCUUCGAACGAGCUUGCAGCGUUUCUUUU
Messenger RNA from Durusdinium trenchii, 1491 nucleotides. NCBI's taxonomy places the organism in Eukaryota, Dinophyceae, Suessiales, Symbiodiniaceae. The record is from the annotation of a GenBank genome assembly.